AUGUCGACACAGCGCAACGGCACGUCCAACGGCGCCAAUGGCGCCUACGCGACGCCCACAAGCAAGCGCUUCUCCGACAUUCCCUCUGCGAUCGACGUGCCCGUCCAUGGCGAAGCCGAAGACGAAGCCGUCGAGAUUGACCUCGAGGCCCUCUUCGAUGAUCCCACAGAAGUCUGCACGCUGCUGGAGAACGAGCGAGCGGCACGCACAUAUUGGAUGACCGUGGCCCUCGCCUACGCCAAGCAGAAGAACAUCGACCAUGCCAUCGAGAUGCUGGUCCGUGGCGGCCAUUCCAUGCGCGACAACACCCCGCGAGAAAAGCUCAGCCUCAUCGGAUGCCUGUGUUGGAUGUACCUGUGGAAGGUCCGCGAGGCCCCGCGCCUGCCCCCCGACGGCGUGCCGGCGAGCGAGGCCAAGACGAAGGAGCACUACCUUCAGCUGGCGACGUCGACGCUCAACGACGCAUCACGCAUCAACCCCGCGUUCCCGCCCUUGUUCCUCGCGCGCGGUGUUCUGCAGCUGCUGCGCGCGUCGCUGCAGAUCCCCAAGGCCACCGGUCUCGGCAAGCUGGACAACGAAAAGGCAGACCUGCUGCGGGCGGCGCUCAAGGCGUUUGAGGACGCCAUUCGCGUGUCGCAGGGCAAGAACAUGCUGGCCGUCAUGGGCAAGGCGAGGGCUCUCUUCUCCCUCGGCAAGUUUCCCGAGUCGCUCGCCUGCUACCAGGAGGUGCUCGGCAAGAUGCCCGAUCUCGUCGAUCCCGACCCGCGAAUCGGCAUUGGCGCCUGCUUCUGGCAGCUGGGGUUCAAGGACGACGCGAGGAGCGCCUGGGAGCGCUGCCUCGAGAUCAACCCGGACCACAAGGUCGGCAACAUCCUCCUCGGCCUCUACUACCUCGACGCAAGCGGCCACGUGCCGACAAACAGCCCCGACUUCAUCCGUCUCUACAAGAAGGCCAUGACCGAGUACACGCAAAAGUCCUUCAAGCUCGACAAGAACAUGCCCCUGACCUGCGCCACGUUCGCCAACUACUUCCUCUCCCGCAAGCAGCUGGGCACCGUCGACACGCUCGCGCACAAAGCCAUCCAGUACACCGACGUCAACGCCAUCGCCAGCGACGGCUGGUACCUCCUGGCCCGCAAGGAGCACCACGAGGGCGACCCCAGCAAGGCGUCCGACUACUACCGCCGAGCCGACGAUGCCAGGGGCGGUGCGGACCGCGGCUACCUGCCCGCCAAGUUUGGCGCGGCGCAGUUGUCCGUUAUGAGGGGCGACCUCGCAGAGGCCAAGCUGACGCUGGAGAAGAUGGUCCAGCAGUCCAAGCACCACGAGGCCUUGGUCCUCCUCGGCACGCUCUACGCCGAAGAAGUGUUUGCGAACCAGGACCUGGACGCCAAGGAAGACAAGUCGGCCGAGACGAAGAAGGCCAUUGGGCUCCUGGAGAGCGUGCGCGGCGCGUGGCGGGACUCGAAGAAGAACCUCAACCCCGACGCGGCCGUCCUGCUCAACCUCGCCCGCCUCUACGAGGCAGAGCACCCCGACAAGGCGCUGCACUGUCUGCUGCAGGUCGAGCAGCUCGAGAUGGACCUUGUCAGCGCGGCAGACCGGCCGCCACCCGAGACGGACGAGGCCGAGACGAAGAGGGCUCUUCGCCGGUUCCUGCCGCCUCAGCUGCUCAACAACAUUGGCUGCUUCUACUCACAGUCGGAGAGGCACGAGCAGGCCAGCGAGCUGUUCGAGGCGGCGCUGGACGCGUGCAUGAAGCUCGGCGAAAAGGACGAGGACGCCGACGUCGACGCGCUCGUCACGACCAUCAGCUUCAACCUCGGCCGCAGCUACGAGUCCCGGGGCAUGCUAGACGAUGCCGUCAAGGUGUACGAGGAGCUCCUCAAGCGUCACGACGACUACACAGAUGCCCGCGUUAGGCUCGCGUACAUCAAGCUGCGCAAGUUCCCUCACAAGGAGGGCCCCGAGGCCGUGUCCAAGCUGUACAAGGAGAACGCGAGGGAUCUGGAGGUGCGCGCUCUGUACGGCUGGUACCUGGGCAAAGUGCCGUCGCGGAAGAGGUCAGGCAACAUCAACGAGGACGACGAGUUCCGUCACUACAAGCACACGCUCCGCGACCACGACAAGCACGACCGCUACGCGCUGGUCGGCGCCGGCAACCUGCACCUGCUGACGGCGCGCGAGAUGCGGCGCGAGAGCGACAGCGACAAGGCGAAGCGCAGCGCCAUGUACACCAAGGCGGUCGAGUUUUUCGAGAAGGCGCUCUCGCUGGACCCUCUCAACGCCUACGCCGCGCAGGGCAUCGCCAUCGCGCUGGUCGAGGACAGGAAGGACUACAAGACGGCGCUGGGCAUCUUUGUCAAGAUUCGCGACACGGUCAAGGACGCGCACGUGUUUGUCAACCUCGGUCACAUCUACGCCGAGCUGCGGCAGUACUCGAAGGCCCUCGAGAACUACGAGACGGCGCUGUCGAAGGAGGGCAAGAGCAACGACCCCGUCAUCCUGGCGUGCUUGGGCCGUACGUGGCUGAACAAGGGCCGCUCGGAGAAGAACCUCGACGCGUACAACCAGGCACUGUCGUAUGCGAAGAAGGCUCUCGAGGCUGCGCCGGAGCAGGUGCACUACAAGUUCAACGUGGCUUUCGUGCAGAUCCAGCUGGCGUCGACGAUCUACCUGCUGCCGGAGACGGGCCGCGUGCUGCAGCAGCUGGUGGACGCGCAGGAGGGGCUCGAGGCGGCCAUCACGGCGCUCGACGAGAUUGCGGCGCACCCGCAGACGCCGUACCCCAAGCACGACGUGGAGCAGCGUGCCAACAUGGCGCGCAACACGCAGCGCAAGCAGCUCGAGAGGGCGAUUGCCAGCCAGCGGGAGUACGAGGAGAAGAACAAGGAGAAGCUGCAGGCGGCGCUCGAGCAGCGGCAGACAGAGAUGCGCAAGCGCGAGGAGGUGCGGGCGGCGGCGCUGGCGAUCGAGCGGGAGAAGCAGGAGAAGCUCCAGGCGGAGCGCGAGGCCAUUGCGGCGCGGGACCGGGAGAUUGCAGAGAGGCGGGCCGAGGAGGAGAAGGCGCGGGCCGAGGCCGAGAUGACGACGGACAGCGAGACGGGCGAGAGGGUCAAGCGCAAGCGCAAGGCGGCGGCACCCCGGGGCGCGGCGGGCGAGGGCAAGGCCAAGAGGGGCGCGCGCAAGAAGAAGGGCGGCGACGACUCGGAGGGCGAGGACGAGGACGAGUCGGAGGAGGAGGAGCGGCCGAAGCCGAAGAAGAGACGUCUCGCCAAGAAGGAGACCGAGAAGCCCGGCAAGUUCAAGUCGGCUGAGAUUAUCGUCGACAGCGACGAGGACGAGGAGGCGCAACGCGACGAGGACGACGAGGAGGACCCCCUCGAGCGGGCUGAGAGGGCGCUCGCACGGAGCGGUCGCGCUGCGUCCCAUGACGGGCGCGACAAUGGCGACGACGAGGGCGAUGACCGCAUGGACGUCGACGCCGGCAGAGGGGGUGACAAUGAUGACGAGGAGGACGACGAUGCCGAGGUCACGCGGCGACAGCAGAGCAAGCGUGCCCGACGCGGUCGCGUCGUCGAGAGCGACGAGGAGGACGAGGAGGAAGGCGACGAAGGUGUCGCGGCAGGCCACCGAUCAGGGGACGACGACGUGGCGGCCGCCAAGGCUGACACCAGCAUGGCCGAUGCCGAGGACGAUGACGAGGCGUGA
Molecule: messenger RNA, 3711 nt
Organism: Verticillium nonalfalfae
Lineage: Eukaryota; Fungi; Ascomycota; Sordariomycetes; Glomerellales; Plectosphaerellaceae
Gene: CTR9
Product: protein required for normal CLN1 and CLN2 G1 cyclin expression
Exons: 2
Coding region: 1-3711 (1236 amino acids)
Biological process (GO): regulation of DNA-templated transcription
Cellular component (GO): Cdc73/Paf1 complex
Molecular function (GO): RNA polymerase II complex binding
Source: RefSeq, a predicted model, not a curated record